AUGGCCGACAGAAUGCCAGAAGUGCAGAGCAGUGAAGGAAUAUCCAUCCAUUCCUUCUAUUAUAAGAGAACCUUGCAGAUGGAUCAAGGCCUCUGCUAUGAGUCCAGAAACACUUCAUGCCUGAGAACCAUCUAUCCCAUACCCCUACGUAUUGCUCUCUACGUGGUUCUCGGGUCCACGGUCAUUCUAACAGUGUGUGGAAACCUUCUGGUCACUUUCUCUAUCGCUUAUUUUAAGCAGCUCCAUACUCCAACCAACUACCUGAUUUUAUCUCUGGCUGUGUCUGACCUUCUUCUAGGGGUGUUAGUCAUGUUCCCUGGCAUGAUUCGAACUAUUGAGACUUGUUGGUAUUUUGGUGACUUCUUCUGUAAAAUCUACAUGAGUUCUGAUGUCACGUUGUGCACAGCAUCAAUUAUAAAUCUGUCGUUCAUUUCUAUUGAUCGAUACUACGCUGUUUGCCACCCUCUGCUUUACAGAACAAGAAUAUCUACUAAUGCUGUGUUCAUCAUGGUUUUACUCUGCUGGACUAUUUCACCCAUCAUAGGCUUUGGAAUGAUUUUCUUGGAGUUGAAUAUUUGGGGAAUUGAGGAUUUUUACUAUAAUCAUGUUGUGUGUGAAGGAGGUUGUGUUUUGUUUCAAAGUGGAGUGUCAGGCACACUGUCAUCGCUAAUUUCUUUUUACUUACCAGGAAUCAUAAUGCUUGGUGUUUACGUGAAGAUCUUCUUUGUUGCACAGAAACAGUUUCACAGCAUUCAGAACGCAUGUUCUGUAAAAAUGUCAAACAAAAGCCAGACCAAAGCCACUAAAACACUGGCUAUUGUAAUGGGGGCUUUUCUUUCUUUUUGGACUCCUUUUUUUGUCUGUAACGUCAUCGAUCCUUUUAUAAGUUACUCAACUCCACCAUUAUUGUUUGAGACAUUAGUGUGGGUGGGAUAUUUUAAUUCUACCAUAAACCCUAUAAUAUAUGCAUUCUUUUAUAGCUGGUUCAGAAAAGCUUUGAGAUUAUUAACCUCAGGAAGCAUCUUUAAAUCAGACAUUUCUGACACAACACUCUCCAUUGAACAAAUCUAA
This is a messenger RNA of Cheilinus undulatus (humphead wrasse), 1071 nucleotides long. RefSeq names its product trace amine-associated receptor 1-like. The coding region runs from base 1 to 1071 and encodes 356 amino acids. Gene Ontology annotation, cellular component: membrane. NCBI's taxonomy places the organism in Eukaryota, Metazoa, Chordata, Actinopteri, Labriformes, Labridae. The record is from RefSeq and is a predicted model, not a curated record. Gene Ontology annotation, biological process: adenylate cyclase-activating adrenergic receptor signaling pathway. Gene Ontology annotation, molecular function: trace-amine receptor activity. The transcript is spliced from 2 exons.